CUAGCCCUUUUCUUUAAUUAGCACAAAACCAUAGCAAAUUCUAUUAGAGAGAGAGAGAGUUCUCAGAGGAAAAGCCAUGGAAAACACUGAGAAAGAAAUUACAAGUGAUGAGCCUAAGUACAGAGGACUUAAAGCCAUGCCCUUUGUUAUAGGAAAUGAGACAUUUGAGAAGCUGGGAACACUAGGGACAUCAUCGAAUCUGUUGGUGUACCUGACAACAGUGUUCAACAUGGACACAAUUACAUCAACUAAUCUGAUCAACAUCUUCAAUGGAACUUGCAACUUUGGAACCCUCCUUGGAGCUUUCCUCUCUGAUACAUACUUUGGCCGUUACAAAACUCUGGGAUUUGCUUCUAUCUCCUCGUUCUUGGGUAUGCUCAUACUGACACUCACAGCCGCAAUCUCAACCCUCCAUCCCCCCCACUGUGGAUCAAAGGAGUCCUCAUGCAUAGGUCCAACCCCAUGGCAAAUGACUUUCCUGCUAAGUGGCUUUGGACUACUAAUAGUUGGAGCCAGUGGCAUAAGACCAUGUAACCUAGCCUUUGGAGCAGACCAAUUCAACCCCAAAACUGCAUCUGGAAAGAGGGCAAUUUCUAGCUUCUUCAAUUGGUACUAUUUCACAUUCACUUUUGCAAUGAUGGUAUCAUUGACAGUGAUUGUGUAUGUUCAGUCUAAUGUGAAUUGGGCUUUGGGAUUGGCUAUUCCUACAUUCCUCAUGCUCUUGUCUUGUGCUGUGUUCUUCAUUGGUACAAGAAUUUAUGUCAUGGUGAUUCCACAGGGUAGUCCAUUGACUAGUGUGGUGCAGGUUAUAGUGGCUGCAAUUAAGAAAAGGAAAGUGGAAUUACCAGAACAACCUUUGAUCUCUCUUUUUAACCAUGUUCCUAGUAAUUCUAUCAACUCCAAGCUCCCUUACUCAGAUCAAUUCAGAUUUCUCAACAAGGCAGCAAUCAUCACCCUUGAAGACCAAAUCCAACCAGAUGGUUCAGCAACCAAUCCAUGGAGACUUUGCAGCAUCCAACAAGUAGAAGAAGUGAAAUGCGUAUUGAGAGUACUCCCCAUAUGGGCAGCAGGGAUCGUCUACUACAUCACCAUAGUCCAACAACAGACCUUCCAAGUCUUCCAAGCUCUCCAAUCCGACAGGCGACUAGGCAACACUGGUUUCCUAAUCCCAGCGGCAUCGUACCACGUCUUCCAGAUGGUAAGCCUCACAAUUUGGAUACCCAUCUACGACAGACUCAUAGUCCCAAUGCUACGAAAGAUAACGAAAAAGGAAGACGGUAUCACAAUACUCCAGAAGAUGGGCGUUGGCAUGGUCAUCGCUGUAUUCACUAUGAUCGUAUCAGCAAUUGUCGAAAAGGAAAGGAGGACAUUGGCUCUUACAAGGCCAACGUUGGGGAUUGAACCAAGGAAAGGUGAAAUUUCUUCUAUGUCCGGGUUGUGGUUAAUUGCUCAGUUGAUACUAACGGGAUUUUCUGAGGCAUUUACUGUCAUUGGUCAAGUUGAGUUCUUCUACAAGCAAUUCCCGGAAAAUAUGAGAAGCAUAGCUGGAUCUUUCUUGUUUUGUGGAUUUGCGUUGUCUAGUUAUUUGAGUAGCUUCCUUGUGUCUAUAGUUCAUCGUGCGACAAGUGGAGCUGGGAAGGGGAAUUGGUUGCCGGAGGAUCUUAACAAGGGGAGAUUGGAUUAUUUUUACUAUUUGAUUGCUGGUUUGGAGGUCUUGAAUUUGGGGUACUUCUUAGUUUGUGCAAAGUGGUACAAGUACAAAGGAGCUACUGUCAAUACCCUUGAUGUGGCCCUUGAAAAAAUGCCAAUUUGAAAAGAAAAAGCCUCUUGUUUGAUAUAGAAAUGUUCACGCAAGAGCCUAUUGAAGAAGUCUUCAAACCAAAAUGGUUGACAUACAAAUCAUGGCACAAGAAGCUAUUGUGUGUAAAAUGGCAUAUAAAAUAUGAAACAUAGAUCUAGAUACAGGAUACGGGUAUGAUAUGGAUUGGGAUAUGACAAUAGAAUUUUUUUUAAAAAAUAUGAUACAUGUAUGAGUAGGAUACUAUCAUAAAAGAUGGUGAGAAACCGUUUUUAAGAAUCAAGUAUUAAUUUAAAAGAAUAACUUGACUCUUUUUCAGUAGCUCCUAAUGAAAAUUUUAUUCCAAGUC
Camellia sinensis is the source of this 2147-nucleotide messenger RNA. Its product is annotated as protein NRT1/ PTR FAMILY 2.11. NCBI's taxonomy places the organism in Eukaryota, Viridiplantae, Streptophyta, Magnoliopsida, Ericales, Theaceae. The record is from RefSeq and is a predicted model, not a curated record. Gene Ontology annotation, cellular component: membrane. Gene Ontology annotation, biological process: transmembrane transport. Gene Ontology annotation, molecular function: transmembrane transporter activity.